AUGGCCAGGUGGAAUUCAACUGAAAUAUUGGAGUCAAUUCCCUUGACCUUAACUGGAGGUUUGCACAACUGUCUGGUGUAUACUGAAGACAACGAUACCGCUGCUUGCACCAAAUGGGUGUACGAUUCUAAAUACAGGACCUCCUCACGUGCCAUAGAGUGGGAUCUAGUUUGUGACCAAAGAUGGAAAGGAGCGCUUGCUCAAACUAUUUAUAUGCUGGGUGUCUUCACCGGAGCAGUAUAUCUCGGCGGAUUGGCAGAUAAAUAUGGGCGAAAGACUGUAUUCUGCUGGUCCGCAGUUUUACAAUUGAUUUUAGGAAUAGCUGUAGCUUUUAUACCAGAAUACUGGUCGUUCUUAGUUGGAACGUUCUUCUACGCAUUAUUUGGUUCCGCUGGAGCUUACAUACCAGCUUUCGUUUUAACUAUGGAAAUUGUUGGCCCCAAGAAACGGACUAGCUGCGGUGUGGCUUUUCAAUGUGCCUUUGCUUUAGGAAUCGUGUUAGUCGCGUCAUGGGGUGCGAUAAUCGAUAAUCGCGUUAUUCUUCAAGUAGUAUAUGGACUACACAGUGUGAUAUUGAUACCUCAUAUUUGGAUCAUGGAUGAAUCUCCAAGAUGGCUUUGGGCUCAAGGAAGAGCAAAAGAAGCCGUGGAUAUUGUUCAAAAAGCCUUAAAAUUCAAUAAGUCUGACGAAGUUUUGGACAGAGCUGAUCUUGUAUCGAAAGGUAAAGUUGAAGCCUCAAAAGGAUCUGACGAUCCCAAGGCCAGUCUUAUUGAUCUUUUCAGAACACCAAAUCUAAGGAUAAAGACCAUUAAUGUAUGUUUGGCUUGGUUCGCUAAUUCUUUGGUAUAUUACGGGCUUACUCUUAGUACUGGAAAGCUAGAGGGUAAUCCUUAUCUCAUAACUGCAGUAUUCGGUUUAGUUGAAUUCCCCAGUUACGCCUUUGUGAUUUAUUUCCUAGAUAUCUGGGGUCGUAGAGCGCUAAUGAGUUCCAUGAUGAUCAUCGGCGGAGGUGCAUGCAUAGUUGCAACAUUCCUUCCAUCCGGUUCAAUGGUAUCUACGGUUAUCGUUAUAGGCGGUAAGCUUUUCAUCGCUGGAUCUUUUGCUAUUAUAUACAAUUAUUCGGCUGAAUUGUUCCCGACUGUAGUCAGAAACUCGGCAAUAGGUUUAGGCUCUAUGUUUGCUAGGCUUUCUGGUGCUUUAACACCAUUGAUAACGCUCCUUGAUUCUUUCGAUCCUAAGAUACCAGCUGUAACUUUUGGCUUCGUUGCUCUCAUAUCUGGUUUCCUGUGUCUCUUCCUCCCCGAAACGAUGAACCAACCGAUGCCACAAUCUCUAAACGACGGAGAAACAUUCGGUAGAGGUGACACUUGUUUUGGUAGCUGCUUAGGGAAAAAGGGUAAUAAGACUUACGCGGCCGAUGAGAAAACGGCUGAGGCAAUGGUUCCUUUAGACAACAUGAGCAAAAGAGUUUAA
Messenger RNA from Leptosia nina, 1473 nucleotides. The record is from the annotation of a GenBank genome assembly. NCBI's taxonomy places the organism in Eukaryota, Metazoa, Arthropoda, Insecta, Lepidoptera, Pieridae.